ACUCCAAUGGAUCCAGUGGUGGCCCUGGUCCUUGGUGUCUCCUGUCUGCUUCUCCUCUCAGUCUGGAGACACAGAUCAGGGAGGGGGAAGCUCCCUCCUGGGCCCACUCCUCUCCCAAUUAUUGGAAAUAUCCUGCAGAUAGAUGUUAAGAACAUCAGCAAGUCCUUAACGAAUUUGUCAAAAGUCUAUGGCCCUGUUUUCACCCUGUAUUUGGGCAUGAAGCCCAUUGUGGUGUUGCAUGGAUAUGAAGCUGUGAAGGAAGCCCUGGUUGAUCAUGGGGAGGAAUUUGCUGGAAGAGACUCUUUCCCAAUUUUUAAAACAAGUAUGAAAAACUUUGGUAUCGUUUUUAGCAAUGGAAAGACAUGGAAGGAGAUAAGACGCUUCUCCCUCAUGACCCUGAGGAAUUUUGGGAUGGGGAAGAGAAGCAUUGAGGACCGUGUUCAAGAGGAAGCCCGCUGCCUUGUGGAGGAGUUGAGGAAAACCAAUGGCUCACCCUGUGAUCCCACAUUCAUCCUGGGCUGUGCUCCUUGCAAUGUGAUCUGCUCCAUUAUUUUCAAGAACCGGUUUGACUACCAAGAUCCAGAUUUUCUCACCUUGGUGAACAAGUUCAAUGAAAAUGUCAGGAUUAUGAGCUCUGCAUGGGCGCAAGUCUACAAUAAUUUCCCUGCUCUCUUUGAUUAUCUGCCAGGGAGUCAUCACAUUUUAUCCAAAAAUAUUGAUUAUAUGAUAAAUUAUAUUAUGGAGAAAGUAAAAGAACAUGAAGAAUCCCUGGAUGUUAAUGAUCCUCGAGACUUCAUUGACUGUUUCCUGAUAAAAAUGGCUCAGGUACAGUGUUGCCAUCAGCCUAGUUUUUUGAUUCCUUGA
Urocitellus parryii (Arctic ground squirrel) is the source of this 864-nucleotide messenger RNA. Lineage: Eukaryota; Metazoa; Chordata; Mammalia; Rodentia; Sciuridae. The record is from RefSeq and is a predicted model, not a curated record.